Messenger RNA from Sclerotinia borealis F-4128, 774 nucleotides. The record is from the annotation of a GenBank genome assembly. NCBI's taxonomy places the organism in Eukaryota, Fungi, Ascomycota, Leotiomycetes, Helotiales, Sclerotiniaceae.
AUGCAUAUUCAAAGUAUCCCCAUGUGGGAGGGCACCUCGAAUAAUUAUGCGUAUUUGGUGGUUGAUGAGGGCAGUGGAGAUGCGGUUGUGGUGGAUCCGGCUAGUGCGGGGGAGGUCGCACCGGUUUUAAAGAAACAAAUCGAAGAUGGGAAGAUCAAUUUAGUGGCAAUUGUUAAUACACAUCAUCACUGGGAUCACGCAGGUGGAAAUAAUAAAUUGCUCGCCCACCCAGAAUUCGCAGGUAAACCCAUUAUUGGCGGUAAAGAUUGCGAGGGAGUAACCAGUACCCCGAAGAAUGGAGAGGGGUUUAAAAUUGGAGAGAUUGAGGUUAAGGCGUUGUAUACGCCGUGUCAUACGCAGGAUAGUAUUUGUUGGUUUAUGGAGGAUAGGAGUGGGAAGGUGAUUUUUACGGGGGAUACUUUGUUUCAUGGUGGAUGUGGAAGAUUCUUUGAAGGAACGGCCGAGGAAAUGCAUACAGCGCUAAACAAGACACUUGCAGCUGUACCAGACGAUACAGUCGUUUAUCCCGGUCACGAAUACACAACCGCGAAUGUGAAAUUCGCGGUAUCGGUUUCAACAAGUGAAGCUGUCAAAGCAUUGGAAACUUUUGCGGAUCAGAAUAAGGAAACGCAGGGGAAGUUUACGAUUGGGGAUGAGAAGAAACAUAAUGUUUUCAUGAGGAUGCAUGAUCCGGAAAUUCAAAAAGCUACAGGCAAAACGGAGCCAGUGGAGGUGAUGGCUAAAUUGAGGGAGAUGAAGAAUAAUUUUAAGUGA